Poecilia latipinna (sailfin molly) is the source of this 1291-nucleotide messenger RNA. RefSeq names its product collagen triple helix repeat-containing protein 1. The record is from RefSeq and is a predicted model, not a curated record. The transcript is spliced from 5 exons. NCBI's taxonomy places the organism in Eukaryota, Metazoa, Chordata, Actinopteri, Cyprinodontiformes, Poeciliidae. The coding region runs from base 181 to 951 and encodes 256 amino acids.
GAUCUUGACAGAGUGGCCUCACUGUGCCCCCUCCACAUCACCCGGGAAUGUUUUCUUUAGCUCCGUCUCUGCGCGGUGAAUGGCUCCUUCCCCUGUCGGCCUGCCCUCCUCCGGCCUCCUGCUCAGACGGACUGUCGCCUCACACAGCGGCACACUGACUAGGCUGUCACCACCGGCAGGAUGUCUCCUCUGGCGAGCCGCCUGCUCGUUCUCCUCUGCCUGGCUUUGCCUCUUUACGGGGUGGAAAGGGUGAAAAAUAGAGGAUACCGAAAGGAACCCGACGUUGACAAGUGCACAGGAAACGAUGCAGAAAAACCCAACUGCACUAGACACUCCUCGGACGAGGGAAGAUCUCCUUGUCAGAGCAGCAUGUAUGGCAGCUGCAUGCAAGGCCCAGCAGGAACCUCUGGAAGAGAUGGUAACCCCGGAGCCAACGGCAUUCCAGGCACCCCAGGUAUCCCGGGCCGUGACGGGCUCAAAGGUGAAAAAGGGGAAUGCGUGAGUGAGAUCUUUGAGGAACCCUGGAGGCCCCACUACAAGCAGUGCGCCUGGAACGCACUGAAUUAUGGGAUCGACCUGGGUAAAGUGGCGGACUGCACGUUCACCAAGCUGCGCUCGGACAGCGCUCUCAGAGUCCUCUUCAGCGGUUCCCUGCGACUCAAGUGCAAGAACGCCUGCUGCCAGCGGUGGUACUUCACCUUCAACGGAGCCGAGUGCACGGGACCCCUGCCGGUGGAGUCAAUCAUCUACUUGGACCAGGGAAGUCCAGAGCUCAACUCCACUAUCAACAUCCACAGAACAUCCUCAGUCGAGGGGCUGUGCGAGGGCGUCAAGGCAGGGUUGGUGGACGUGGCGGUGUGGGUGGGGACCUGCGCCGAUUAUCCCCGGGGAGACGCUUCCACGGGGUGGAAUUCUGUGUCCAGGAUUAUCAUAGAGGAACUGCCUAAAUGAGAAGACAGAGUGAUAUGAAAGGGAGGACCCGGUCUUUGUAGUGUUGGAGCAAGUCGCCUGACACACCAGAAAUAAUCAGGUACGGCCGGUUGAGGCGUGACAGAGCCACUGAUGGUACCUUGAAUGUUUUUCUUUCUUUCUUUUUUUUUUUUUAAUUACACGUACAGAAAAUUCUGUUGCUCUGCCUCCUGGAAGUAAACUCUGUACUGCGGUUUAUUUUUUUGUCUGCUGGUGGCCUGGCAAUUGAUUGCAGUAACCAUUCAAUGUGCUUCAAAUGUACUGUAUGAUGUGUGUGUGUAUGUGUGAAUCGUUUCUGUCAAUAAAGUCACGUUUUUCUAAA